This is a messenger RNA of Ziziphus jujuba (common jujube), 660 nucleotides long. RefSeq names its product 23 kDa jasmonate-induced protein. Lineage: Eukaryota; Viridiplantae; Streptophyta; Magnoliopsida; Rosales; Rhamnaceae. The record is from RefSeq and is a predicted model, not a curated record. Bases 1 to 660 code for a protein of 219 amino acids. The transcript has 2 exons.
AUGGCACCAUCCAAAGUUUUUGGCAAUCCCAUCACCAAUGAAACAUUGAAGGCAAUGCCCGAGUAUGCAAACAAGGACACAAUAACCGGCGAAGAUAGGGCACAAGUUGCUCUCAAUUUGAGAGACAACGUUGUCAAGUUUGCAGAGGAAUUAUUGGAGCAGAGAUUUGGUCCUGGAGAUGUGAAAACAAUUGGCAUCAUUUACAAUGCUACCGGACACACCUUGAAAUAUACUUUCAAUCACGAUUGGUGCGGGCACGUUGAUAAAUCCUACCCUAAAGAAAUUGAAAAUGGCCAGUUUGCUACUUUUUUGCAUGUUGGAGAUCACCCAAAAGGCUCUGCUCUAUGUACAUCACCUAAGGAAUCAAUUGGUGCCGUUGCUUAUUUUGCAAAUAAUGGGCUGCGUGGAGGUUUUUGUAAUUGGAUUUUUGCAUGGCACAAUGUUGAGAACAAGGAGUAUAAGAUCUUUACCGAGUUACAAGCACCUCAAGUGGUUGAACAAAACUGGGAAGCUAUCCGGGAAAAACUGGAAAGUUCUGCAUGCAAGGAGCAAAGUGCUUAUGCCUAUGGAUUCAAAGCAACUGUGACAAUUGGCAAUGCCAAUCCUCCUCCAGUCAUUGCAACAAUUACUUUCGGUGGACUGCCUCCCCCAAAUGCAUGA